AUGCGGCGAGCAGGGCAGAGAGGGGCGGAGAGGGAGCGAACCUCUCAAUGUGCAGCAGCCUGGGGAGGCUAUAUAAGCUGCGCCGGGCGCGGGCCGUUUUGUGCAGGGGCAGGCUUUUCUGCGAGCUGGAGGGCCUUCGGCCUAGCCCCGCUGCGCAUGGAGACAGCGGAGCGCGCGGAGAGCGGGGCCGGCGAGUGCGCGCACUGCUGCCGCCUGCAGCCCGCGGCCCCCGAGGGCCCCGCGCGGCACGGGAGCGCGGACUCCGGAUCCGGAGGCUUCUGGAGACCGUGGAUUGACGCACGAGGAAAGCAGGAGGAGGAGGCCCCGCACCACGCCGAGGAGGUGAUGCCCGGGAUGACCGAAGCCUCUGGAAAGCUUUCGCGAUACAAGCACCCAGUCAGACUAUUUUGGCCAAAAUCAAAGUGUUAUGAUUACUUAUAUCAAGAAGCAGAAGCUCUUCUGAAAACUUUUCCAAUUCAAGCCACAAUUUCAUUUUAUGAAGAUUCUGAUAGUGAAGAUGAAAUUGAGGAACUGGCCUGUGAAAAUUAAUCUGAUUAGUUACUUUUGAUAAUAUUAAACAUUUGUAGGAUUUAAAUUUAGUGUGCAAAUAUAUCAUAAUUCUUUAAAUUUAUUUAUUUGUAUGUAAAUUAUUAAUAAAAUGAAUAU
Messenger RNA from Myotis myotis, 666 nucleotides. It is a transcript of the gene RIPPLY2, whose product is annotated as ripply transcriptional repressor 2. Gene Ontology annotation, cellular component: nucleus. NCBI's taxonomy places the organism in Eukaryota, Metazoa, Chordata, Mammalia, Chiroptera, Vespertilionidae. The record is from RefSeq and is a predicted model, not a curated record. Gene Ontology annotation, biological process: embryonic pattern specification; negative regulation of transcription by RNA polymerase II.